CUUAGAACUCAGUUGCUUCUUCUCCCUUUCACAGAUCUGGCUGCUCUGCCCGCCGGGCUCAGAGAAGUUGGGGCCACCUCAGCUCGGAGCUCCCAGCCUGGAUCCCGACAGGGAAAAGCUGUCCGCAGGCAGCCCGGACGUCGCUACCAACUGAUGUCACCGAGGGCGCCUAGGACGUCAGAAGGAUCCCUCUCCUACCGGUGGUCCUGGGGGCUGCUCAGCCCUGCCAUCCCAUGGCGCAUGAAGUGGAGGCAGACACAUUGCUGGAUCUCAGCUUCCUUACCGAGGAGGAGCAGGAUGCCAUCGCCAGCGUCCUGAGCAGGGAUGCCCGUCUGCGCCAGUUGGAGGAGGGAAGAAUCAGCAAGCUUCGAGCAUCACUGGUGGACCCUGGGCAGCUAAAGAUCCUGACAGGAGACUGGUUCAGAGAUGCCCGCUCCCAGCGGCACCGCCAUGCCCGCCUGGGCUCUGACCUUGUUCGAGCCUCCAUCCGCCGGAAGAAAAGGUCCAGGGGUGAGCCAGAGCUGGGGAGUGAAGGAGAGCCUGAGGAGGAGGUGGCCUCCAGUCUCAGGCUCUCCUUGGAGGUGCCCACCCCAGAGAGGGACAGUGAAGCUGAGGUGAGUAGGGAGCUGGGAGAACCCCUGGAUGCAGCAGCUGUGGCUCUAGCCCCAGCCUCAGUUGAGGAAGAGCCAGGCUCCCAGGCCCAAGCAGCUCCAGGUACUGACCCCAGAUCCGGGGUAGAGGGUUGGGAGAAGGAGGAGGAGGUGGUGGUGGUGAAAGAGGAGAAAAAGGAAAAGAAGGAGGAGGAGAUUAGUGCCGGAGAGGUCCAGGAAGCGGAGCCGGAGCCGGAGCUGGGGCCAGAGCCCGAGACCCAGUGGCAGGGGCAGGAGGAGGAGCCCCACCCUCCCCUAGUCCAGGAUGAGCCGGGUCUCCGAAGCUUGGAGAACGGGGAAGAGGAAUCCUUAGGCUCCCCACAGCGGGGCUCCGCUCCCCCCUUCAACCGCAUGCUGAGUAGUAGCUCCUCCGUGUCCAGCCUCAGCUCCUCCACGCUGAGCGGCAGCCAGCUGAGCCUGUACAGCGAGGGCGAGGCGGGCGCGGUGCCCGUGCGCGGCUCCAUCCAGUUCUCGCUGCUCUACCAGCCGGUCCCCGGGGAGCUGAGGGUGCAGGUGCUUCAGUGCCAGGGGCUGGCCCCGGCCCGGAAACGCCGCUCGGACCCCUACGUGAAAAGCUACCUCCUCCCAGACAAGUCCCCGCAAAGCAAGCGCAAGACAGCGGUGAAGAAACGCAACCUGAACCCGGUGUUUAACGAGACCCUGCGGUACUCGGUGGAGCAGUCCGAGCUUGGCGGCCGCGUGCUCCACCUUUCCGUGUGGCACCACGAGAGCCUCGGCCGCAACCUCUUCCUGGGCGAAGUCGAGGUGCCCUUGGGCACGUGGGACUGGGCUUCCGAGUCGGCCUGGUUGCCCCUGCAGCCCCGGACCCCGCCUUCCCCUGACGGGCUCCUGAGCAGGGGGCAGCUGUCUUUGGCCCUCAAGUUCAUCCCAGCUGGAGCGGAAGGCGCCGGGCUCCCUCCCAGUGGGGAGCUGCACUUUUGGGUGAAGGAUGCACAAAACCUGGUCCCCUUUCGCUCGGGAUCCCCGGACUGCUACAUACAGUGCUCAGUGCUGCCUGAUGACAGUCGAGCCAGCCGCCAACGGACAAGGGUGGUCCGCCGCAGCCUGAGCCCAGUCUUCAACCACACUAUGGUCUAUGACGGCUUCGAGUCCUCCGACUUGCAGCAGGCCUGUGCCGAGCUGUCCCUCUGGGACUCUGGCACCCUGGGCAGUCGCCUGCUGGGAGGCACCCGCCUCAGCCUGGGCACCGGCAGCAGCUAUGGGCUUCAGGUACCAUGGAUGGACUCCACCCCUGAGGAGAAACACCUGUGGCAGAUGCUGUUGGCCCGGCCUUGCGAGUGGGUGGAUGGACUCCUGCCCCUCAGGACCAAUCUUGCACCCAGGACAUAACUGCCAGUCCCUGCCAGGUGCUGGGGCAGGAGGGGAAUUGGAUGGGGAAAAUAAAGUCACUACCACAGUCUAAAA
This is a messenger RNA of Antechinus flavipes (yellow-footed antechinus), 2075 nucleotides long. RefSeq names its product synaptotagmin like 1 (gene SYTL1). The coding region runs from base 234 to 2000 and encodes 588 amino acids. The transcript has 15 exons. Gene Ontology annotation, cellular component: plasma membrane; exocytic vesicle. The record is from RefSeq and is a predicted model, not a curated record. Gene Ontology annotation, biological process: intracellular protein transport; exocytosis. Gene Ontology annotation, molecular function: neurexin family protein binding; small GTPase binding. NCBI's taxonomy places the organism in Eukaryota, Metazoa, Chordata, Mammalia, Dasyuromorphia, Dasyuridae.